UUUCAAAAAAGCUUCCAUUUUUUAUUGUUCUUCACCAUCAUCUUCUUUGUUAUUUCUGCUUGUGCUUAUCUAUCUCUUUCUUCUCUCAAAAGUUUCGUAUCUUUUGGGCUUUGAAUCUUGGAUUCUAGGUUCCGGAUUUCCAAUUAUGGAGCCACCUGGAAACGACGCCGUAGCAUACGACUCGGCUGAGCAGAUAAUUCUCCGGUGGGACUCCACGGCGUCGGAAGAUGCUAGAGAGAAGAUGAUCUUCGGCGGAGACCGACAGGAGAUCGACCUGUACUUGAGCGCCGUCGAUGAAAUCCAGCGCUCCAUGGAGUCGGCAUCGCUGUCGGAUGACCAGGGCAAAGCUAACAGCGCGAUCCAGAUCGCCAUGGCUCGACUCGAGGACGAGUUCCGUAGCAUCCUCAUAGCUCACACCAGUCCGAUCGAAGCUGAGUCGCUAUUCGAGUCGAGUUCUUCUUCUUCCAGAGUCGGUUACAGCCCCAGGACUAGCAGCAGCGAGAUGAGCUUGGGAGAGCAAGAGUUCAAGAGCUUUGACUUUGAGGAAGAAAGCUCGUUGACCAAGGAGCUAGAGCUUGAGGAGAGCCGGAGGAGCAGCAGCAGCUACCGAUCUAUGAGUAGCUUCCGAGAAAUCGACCUCAUGCCGCUGGAUGCAAUCCACGACCUCCGGAGCAUCGCCGUGCGGAUGAUUUCCGCCGGAUAUCUGCGCGAGUGUGUUCAGGUGUACGGCAGCGUCCGGAAGUCGGCGGUUGACGCGAGCUUCAGGAAGCUUGGGAUAGAGAAGUUGAGCAUCGGAGAUAUCCAGAGGAUGGAAUGGGAGACUCUCGAGACGAAGAUCCGACGAUGGAUACGGGCCGCCAAAUUGUGCGUUCGGAUACUCUUCGCCAGUGAGAAGAAGCUCUGCGAGCAAAUCUUCGAGGGUUUAGGCACCGCAACUGACGAUGCUUGCUUUAUGGAGACUAUCAAAGGUCCGGCUAUUCAGCUUUUUAAUUUCGCCGAAGCUAUUAGUAUUAGCCGGCGAUCACCGGAGAAAUUGUUUAAGAUUUUGGAUCUUCAUGAUGCUUUAUCAGAUUUAUUGCCUGAUAUAGAAAUAGUGUUUGAAUCAAAAUCCUCAGAGUCCUUUAGGGUUCAGGCAGCUGAGAUAUUGUCUAGGUUAGGAGAGGCAGUGAGAGGGAUAUUGUCUGAAUUUGAAAAUGCAGUGCUUCGUGAGCCUUCAAGAGUUGCUGUCCCAGGAGGAACUAUUCAUCCAUUGACUAGGUAUGUGAUGAAUUACAUCAGUUUGAUCUCUGAUUACAAACAGACUUUGGUUGAAUUGAUUGUUUCGAAUCCUUCAACGGGGUCAAGAUAUUCGAGUGACCCUAAUACACCAGAUAUGGAUUUCACCGAGGUAGAGGGGCAGACCCCUUUGGCGCUUCAUUUAAUUUGGAUAAUUGUGAUCUUACAGUUCAACUUAGAUGCGAAGUCUAAGCACUACAAAGAUGCUUCCUUGGCACAUUUGUUCAUGAUGAAUAAUGUUCAUUAUAUUGUUCAGAAGAUUAAGGGCUCACCCGAGCUAAGGGAGAUGAUUGGGGAUGAUUAUUUGAGGAAGUUAACUGGGAAGUUCAGGCAAGCAGCUACUAAUUACCAGAGGUCGACUUGGGUGAGGGUUUUGUAUUGUUUGAGAGAUGAGGGGUUGCAUGUUGGCAGCUUCUCAUCCGGGGUGUCAAAGACUGCCUUGAGAGAGAGGUUUAAGAGCUUCAAUGCUAUGUUUGAAGAGGUUCACCGAACACAGUCUACAUGGUUGAUACCAGAUACUCAGCUUCGUGAAGAGCUACGAAUUUCCAUGUCUGAGAGGUUGAUCCCUGCUUAUAGAUCUUUCCUUGGACGGUUUAGGAGUCAUAUUGAGAGUGGAAGGCACCCAGAAAAUUACAUUAAGUACUCGGUCGAGGACCUUGAGAAUGCAGUCCUUGAUUUCUUCGAGGGAAACCCAGUGUCUCAGCACUUGAGGAGGGCACCUCACUAAGGGGAUUGGUGUAAGUUUUUAUGAAUUAGAAUCUAGGCCAAUUCUUUGAUUCUUUGUGGAGUAUGCAGGAGACGGGGCAUCUGGUUGUCAAUCAGACUCUUAGUUGAGUUCCCAGAUAGUUUAAAGGGGUUGCUUAUUUAAUCUACUUCAAAACAGAGAAGAUCAAGAUUCAAGACAAGCCAUAAUAAGUCUCCAGCAUAGCUUCUGCUCCCCUGCCCGAAUCCUCCUAGCCAUGUUUCAGCAUUACAUGUACUGUGAAGAAAGGCUCUGGAUGUGUGAUUGCUUCUCUUCAGUAGAGAAGUUGUAGUUUAAAGUUUGUCUCGCCCCGGCGCUUCCUUUUUCGCCUUUCUGGGCGCUUCUCUCUAUCCAAUUGACAGAAAUUUCCUGGGUGGGGUGAAACAAAAUGUUGUGAAGUACUCUGCUUUUGUAAAAUAUACUUUACCCUGGCCUAGAUCAAUUCUUCUUUUGUUUUUCCUUGCUUCUCUUUUGGUCAUCCUUGUAUGAAGUAUAUUUAUGAACUCUGGGAAGGUGGUGCUUAAUUUUCAUUGUCAGCAGUUU
Molecule: messenger RNA, 2560 nt
Organism: Ipomoea nil (Japanese morning glory)
Lineage: Eukaryota; Viridiplantae; Streptophyta; Magnoliopsida; Solanales; Convolvulaceae
Product: exocyst complex component EXO70B1-like
Exons: 2
Coding region: 146-2002 (618 amino acids)
Biological process (GO): exocytosis
Cellular component (GO): exocyst
Molecular function (GO): phosphatidylinositol-4,5-bisphosphate binding
Source: RefSeq, a predicted model, not a curated record